AUGGGUAAAUCUAAGAAAAGAUCAAGAGCAUCCAAGGCUCGUUUGAAUCCAUUAAAAAAUGAGACCAAUUCAUCCUCCAAAGAUGCUAAUCUAGUAACAAAGAAAAUUCAACCGUUAUUAGCCCAAUUACAAAGUGCUACAACAAAUGAUAGAAGUAUGGCCAUUAGUUCUAUUAGUGUAUUAUGUGAAGAUCCCCAUAUGAGACAGUUGUUAUUAAAGGAGAAACUAAUUCAUAUCAUUUUAACACAUUCGUUGAAUGAUUCGAAUAAAGAUAUCGUUAUUGAAGCAUAUGGUUUGUUAAGGAAUUUAACACUAGAGGAAGGUUAUGAUAUUUCCACUUACCUUUGGAGAAAUGAAAUAUGGGUGAGUAUUAAAAACGGUUUUGAACAAAUUGUAUCAUCCUUAGAAGCAUUACAACAAGAAAGCUCCUCCAGCGCCUCAAAUAAAUCACAACAAGUAGCUCAUAACCAAUCAAAGAGACUACUCUUUGAUUAUUCUGAUAAUUUGAUAUCGUUAUUAGUUUCUCUAACUAACAACUCAGAUAAUAUUUUAAAUGAAGUUUUAAAUGAAGAAAACUUAAAAAUUAUAUUUGAUCUUAUUCUAAACUAUUUGAAUUAUGGAUUCAAUAUUCUACCAAUUGCAUUACAGAACACUAUUUUAGAUUUAGUAUAUGAUUUUAGCUCAGAAUCUAUGAACUUCAUUGAUGAAUUAUUGAAAUAUGAGCCUAUAAUUACUUUAAUUAAGCAGCUAAACGAAGCUCCACCUAAGAAUGAAUUAUCUCAGAUAUUAGUGCAAGGUAUUCUUUUACAAUUAUUAGAAACUGAUGAAAAUAUAACACUUGAUUCCAACCAAUGUAUUAAUUUCUUACAAGCUGUAGUUGAAGCUGUGAAAGAUAUUAAUUUGGAGCAGAUGAAUAACGAGUUAAAUUAUAUUAUAAAGGACGAGGUUGAUAUCCCAAAAUUGAAGGAACAGGCUAAAAAGAGACAGAAUGCUAUGAUGCAGUUACAGGCCGUUGAAAUUUCCUUAGAUGUCGUGGCAGGUAUUAUUGAAAUGAUCUCAUCGUUAAAUGUGACUGUUUCCGAUAAUUUAUUUAAGUUCCUCCUUGCAACUCUUCCUUCAUUUUUGGAUGCGCUGCUACAAGAUUUCCCAGAUAGGGUAUUUAUUGCUUGGAAUAACAUGUUAUGGCUUCUUGCCGGCACUGAAGAAACUAUUGACAAAAGUAUCCUCACAGGCUUAUGGAAUAAAGUAACAACAUUCGAGGAUAAGAAUAACGAAUCCAUCAAAAUGGGUAAAAUAAGUGUUAUGUGGGUAAUUUUGAAAAUAUGUGGCAACCAGGCCGAUGUUGAUCUACUACAAGAAUUCGGAAUUUGGAACAAUGUUGAAUUUGUAAACACAAUAAUUCAACAAUAUAAUGAGGUUACAGGUAUUGAUUUCAGGCAAAGAUGUUGUGCUUUAUUAGCAACAGUGGCCUGCUUUCAGACACAAGAUUUGAGUGUAAAUGAAAAAGUAGGUGCGUUCUUGAUUAAAUUGUUAUCAUCUAAAGAUACACCUGUGGAUAUUUUAAUCGAAGCUCUAAGCUCCAUAUUCGAAAUAUACUCCGAUUGUGACUUUACGUAUGAUGUUCCUGUUUUCGUGAAUGGAAAUUAUUUGUCUGUUUUAGAACAAAAUGUCGUUCCAAAUUUAAAGGAAGUCUUUAAGAUGGUUGAUAAGAACAAAAAUCCAGCCCAAAAGGAAAAGUGCACCGAAAUGUUUAGCACUUUACAAAGUUUCAUUCAUUACAAAGCAAAUGAAAGGUCAUAA
Maudiozyma barnettii is the source of this 1800-nucleotide messenger RNA. It is a transcript of the gene SYO1, whose product is annotated as Syo1p. The coding region runs from base 1 to 1800 and encodes 599 amino acids. The transcript has a single exon. The record is from RefSeq and is a predicted model, not a curated record. Lineage: Eukaryota; Fungi; Ascomycota; Saccharomycetes; Saccharomycetales; Saccharomycetaceae. Gene Ontology annotation, biological process: protein import into nucleus; ribosomal large subunit biogenesis.